Messenger RNA from Mucor velutinosus, 459 nucleotides. RefSeq lists its product as uncharacterized. NCBI's taxonomy places the organism in Eukaryota, Fungi, Mucoromycota, Mucoromycetes, Mucorales, Mucoraceae. Gene Ontology annotation, biological process: regulation of transcription by RNA polymerase II. The coding region runs from base 1 to 459 and encodes 152 amino acids. The record is from RefSeq and is a predicted model, not a curated record. The transcript has 2 exons. Gene Ontology annotation, molecular function: DNA-binding transcription factor activity, RNA polymerase II-specific; RNA polymerase II cis-regulatory region sequence-specific DNA binding.
AUGUAUCAACCACAACGGAAUGGGUUUCCGAUGGACUUCCACCCACAACAAUGGCAGCAACAACAAAGCCAGCCUGAACCACCACCAGCAAAUCCUUAUCAUCAUCAUCAUCAUCUUGGACAAUCCAACAAAUCGUUAUUAUUCAAUCAUCAGUCAUCAGAGAUGGCAGCCAGCUCAACAUCAGAUCAGUCAUCUACAGAAGAUAUCUCAUCUAAAAGAAAGCAAAGUUUAGAACGAAACCGUCUUGCUGCUUACCGCUGCAGAGAGAGAAAGAAGCAUGAGCAGCAACAGAUGAUUGAGCAAGCCGAUUUUCUUUCAGUACAGAAUGAAUCACUCAACAUAAUGGUGGGUAAUUUAAGAAAUGAAGUGAUCGCAUUGAGAGAACUGCUCUUGGCUCAUGAUUCCUGUCACUGUGAAGGCGUUCAAGCUUUCAUACGACGCACAAGCUCAACAUUGUAA